UGAAACACUCAUCCAUCCUCCACUCAUCAUCAUCUGCAUCCAGCGCCUCGGGUCCGGACAACAACAACAACUUUACCUCAACUUUGACGACAACAACGAAAUACCAUCAUCUCAUCUUGGUUCACCUCAAACAUACCUGCAUAACCUUUCAUCAACAGCACCAACUCAUCUUCUACCGACCGACCUCCCAGUUUCAACAGGGCUUCCAUCCAUCUACCAACCCCACAGAGCAACCCAGAUCACACCACCCGCCACGAACGAGGAGGCCACGUGGACAAGCAAAAAAAAAGGGCAAAAAAAACAACAAAAUGUCAUCAUCAACAUUAGCACCACCACCACCACCAUCAACCUCGCAGCCGCUCACCCUAGCAGCCGCCGCCUCCUUCCUCGCCGAAAAAGCCCGCUCCACCUCCCAACUAAUCGAAAAGACCCUUCUUCCGCCUCCAUCCCAUAAACCCACUGAUCCCUCAAACCCCUACCCUUCCAACCCCUCCCUGACCAGGCUGACCAACCUGUCCGCCAAGCUCCUCCAAUUCAACCAGCACGCCAACACGCUCGGUGACUGUCUGACCAGCGCGGCUCAUGCCUCGGGUGGCGGCGGCGGCGUGGCUGACGUGCUGGCCAGGACGCUGGACCAGGCACUGACGAGGUGUGAUCAGGGUGUCGAGGUGGUUAGCGGGCAGGUGGAGUGGUUGGGGAGGGACGACGUAGGUACGGAUGUGUUGCAGCCGGGGACGGGGAAAGGGAAAGGGAAGACGCAGAAGGAGGAGGUUGAUGGGCAGGUGGUGGAGGAGUAUGCGGACUUGUUGAUUGCCUACUCAAGAUUGUUCAUCUUUGGGUCGCAGAUUGUCAUUUUGGACAAAAAGGAGCAAGCCGAGUGGAUGGUCAAGACUGAUGUUGACAAGAUGAUCAACAGAGCCGAAGAGUCGGCGAAGAAGGUGUUGCUUGGGAAGAGCAUCCUUAGGCAGCUGUAAUGGUUGCCUAACUUGCUUUUCAUAGGGCUUUCUUGGGUUUAUGUGCGACAGUGUGAACCCCAUCAAGAGGGUGUUUUUGGGAUUCUCUUUUUUUUUGGAUUGGAAACAACUUUUAGGAAGUUCAUCACUGAGAUGAUCGAAUGCAUUCUUUUUGGGAAUCGGAUACGUGAGGGGGGGCAAUCUGGGUUGUCAUGCUUGUGUGACAACAAGCAGUGAACGGAAGCAAUCACUUGGGAGAAAAAAAAAUAAGGUCACUAUGGCAUGCAAUGUAUUGAUAGCAUUAUAUAGCCACGACAGCGUUCGUUCUAGGAGCAAAUGAGGCAGGUAGGUAGGUAGGGACGUUCUUUGAUAUCCAGAUCACUUCACCCAGA
Molecule: messenger RNA, 1345 nt
Organism: Neurospora hispaniola
Lineage: Eukaryota; Fungi; Ascomycota; Sordariomycetes; Sordariales; Sordariaceae
Exons: 2
Coding region: 309-974 (221 amino acids)
Source: RefSeq, a predicted model, not a curated record